ACCCAAUAAUAAUACUCGUAUUAUUCCCAUACAACCGAGAAUUAAACUUAAAAUAUUCCAAUUUCCAAACCCUAAACCCCUAACUCUGCGCAUAAAUAUUCAGAGAUAAGAAAACAAUGUGUUCUUAUUCUACUGAGUAAAGCUAAGCUAACCCACUGAGCUUUCUCCACUUUCACAAGCUUUCUCCUUUACUUUCAUCGCCACCGUCAAUGGAAUCUCUCAUCCUAAAGCUCCACGAAAUCUCAGCCGUUAAAUUCGGUAACUUCAAGCUCAAAUCAGGCAUUUCUUCCCCAAUCUACAUAGACCUUCGUCUAAUCGUCUCAUACCCUUCUCUUCUUCGUCAAAUCUCUCAAACCCUAAUCUCCUCAAUCCCUUCCUCCACCAAAUACGACGUCGUCUGCGGUGUUCCCUACACAGCUCUUCCCAUCGCCACCUGCGUUUCAAUCUCCAAUGACAUCCCCAUGCUCAUGCGCCGCAAGGAGGUCAAGGAUUACGGCACCGCUAAAGCCAUCGAAGGACACUUCAAACCGGACCAAAUCUGCCUUAUCAUCGAAGAUCUCGUCACUAGCGGCGCCUCCGUUCUCGAAACCGCCGCGCCGUUAAGAUCCGUUGGGCUUACGGUUACUGAUGCUGUUGUUUUGAUUGAUCGGGAGCAAGGUGGGAGGGAGAAUCUCGAGCAGAAUGGGAUUCGACUUCAUGCGAUGAUUAAGCUUACUGAGAUGGUCAGGGUUUUGAGAGAGCAUGGGAAGGUUGGCGAGGAUAUGGAGGGUUUGGUGCUUAGGUUUUUGGAGGAGAAUCGGAGUGUGGCUGUGCCGAAGGUUGAGAAAUCGCCGGUUAGGGUCAAAGCUUUGGGAUUUGAGGAGAGGGCGAAAUUGGCUAAGAAUCCUACCGGGAAAAGACUGUUUCAGGUUAUGGCGGAGAAGAAGAGUAAUUUGUGUUUGGCCGCCGAUGUUGGUACCGCCGCUGAGUUGCUCGAGAUUGCUGAAAAGGUUGGACCUGAGAUUUGCUUAUUGAAAACCCAUGUGGAUAUACUGCCUGAUUUUACCCCAGAUUUCGGAUCUAAAAUUCGCUCGAUUGCAGAGAAACAUAACUUCUUAAUCUUCGAAGAUCGUAAAUUCGCUGACAUUGGCAACACAGUGACUAUGCAGUAUGAAGGCGGUAUCUUCCACAUAUUGGAUUGGGCAGAUAUUACUAAUGCCCACAUAAUCUCUGGUCCCGGGAUAGUUGAUGGACUCAAAUUGAAGGGAUUGCCUCGGGGUAGGGGUCUGUUGCUUCUUGCUGAAAUGAGCUCGGCUGGUAACCUUGCCAAGGGAGACUACACAGCAGCAGCAGUGAAGAUUGCAGAGGAGCAUUCAGACUUUGUGAUUGGGUUUAUUUCAGUAAAUCCUGCAUCAUGGCCGGGUGCCCCGAUAAAUCCAGUGUUUAUUCAGGCAACACCCGGAGUCCAGAUGGUAAAAGGCGGUGAUGAUCUUGGACAACAAUAUAACACUCCUCGCUCUGUAAUAUAUGAUAGAGGUAGUGACAUAAUAAUAGUGGGGCGUGGAAUUAUAAAGGCGGCAAACCCUGCUGAGGCAGCUCGUGAGUAUCGUCUCCAAGGAUGGGAUGCAUACUUGAAUAAAUGCAGCAGUUGAAGAAGAUAUAUAUAUAUAUAUAUAUAUUUAUAUAACUUCACUAUGUGAUUGUUGUCAUUAUUCUGAUUAGAGGCCUAUUCCCCAUCCUUUUGAGGUUUCAGUGCUUACUUUUCUUCUUUUCUCAUAACUUGAAACAGUUUCUGGUGUGUUGAAAAGGUGUUUUCCUUAAUAAAAAUGUUAAAGGUUGGUUUUGA
Cannabis sativa is the source of this 1825-nucleotide messenger RNA. RefSeq names its product uridine 5'-monophosphate synthase. Lineage: Eukaryota; Viridiplantae; Streptophyta; Magnoliopsida; Rosales; Cannabaceae. The transcript has 6 exons. Bases 210 to 1631 code for a protein of 473 amino acids. Gene Ontology annotation, molecular function: orotate phosphoribosyltransferase activity; orotidine-5'-phosphate decarboxylase activity. Gene Ontology annotation, biological process: 'de novo' UMP biosynthetic process; 'de novo' pyrimidine nucleobase biosynthetic process. The record is from RefSeq and is a predicted model, not a curated record.